Molecule: messenger RNA, 6244 nt
Organism: Mizuhopecten yessoensis (Yesso scallop)
Lineage: Eukaryota; Metazoa; Mollusca; Bivalvia; Pectinida; Pectinidae
Product: spermine oxidase-like
Exons: 5
Coding region: 219-1691 (490 amino acids)
Molecular function (GO): polyamine oxidase activity
Source: RefSeq, a predicted model, not a curated record
UUCAGUUGUUAAACAAAUCUUGUCGCAGUCGAUGUGGGAAGAUGUUCAUGAACCAGUGGAGUUACAUCUUUAAACACUGUAGGCUUAUAUGUGAGGAGAGUAGGACUGUGUUCGACUGGUUUUUAUAACACACAGCUACAUUAUAAAUAUCGCCUCUAUAGAUAUAUUUCCAUUCAACAACUGCUGACGUUCUCGGUCAGCUGGUCUGAAACUGUUGCAUGAAUAUGGAUGCGACUGUGCCGGAAAAAGAAACUACAAAUGAAAAACGAAACUAUAAACUCUUAAUUAUCGGUGCCGGUAUAUCAGGUAUAGCUGCUGGGAACCAUCUUUCACAGUCUGGGUUCAAAGACUUCAAAAUAAUUGAAGCCUCGGAUCGAACGGGAGGGCGAAUAUGGACCAUAAAAAUUGAUGAUGAGCACAACAAAGUGGAGAUGGGUGCCAACUGGAUCCACGGCAUCGAGAGAAAUCCCAUUUUUAAAAUUGCCUAUGAAAACAACCUGUUGGAACUGCGGCAUGGAGACAAGGGUCUGCGCCACAAGAACCUGUUCCGUACAGAGGAUGGGGAGGAGAUCAAUGAGCGGACUGUAAACCAAAUCAACCUCUUGUAUGGACAACUUAUCAUCCAGGCUGAGGAUUAUUAUCAGAGCAACAUUCCCACUCCAGAGGAAAAUGACAGUGUGGGUGCAUUCUUAGAGCGUGAGUUUUCAUCAAUGAUUGAAAGGUAUUCCAACGGAGACCGUCAUGUACGGGAAAUUUUAUUUGACCAAAGGAAACUGCUGGAAUGCUGUAUAUCUGGUUGUGACACACUAGAUGAAGUGUCGCUCAGUGAGUUUGGGGGCUACCAGGAACUACCUGGAGUGCACUACUCCAUUCCUAAAGGGUUCAAAUCAGUGUUAAACAUUCUCAAGAAAAACAUACCCACAGAAAACAUACUGCUCAACACCCCAGUCAAAUGUAUUCACUGGAAUCGCAAGCAUUCCGAUGACAACCAGUUCGAGGUCAAAGUUGAGUGUGAGAAUGGAGAGGUGUUCUAUGCAAAUCAUGUGUUAGUGACUGUCUCGCUCGGUGUUCUGAAAGCAGCCUGUGAUCGCAUGUUUGACCCACCAUUGCCGCCAGACAAGCUGCUAGCCAUUGACCGUGUUGGAUUUGGCAUUGUGGACAAGGUGAUAGUUCAAUUUGAUGAGCCAAUCACGCCUCCAGAGGUGUUCCAUGUUGAGAUGUUGUGGGACAAGACAAAGGUCGAAAUUCCAGAUCUGCGACACACCUGGUAUCGCAAAAUCUACUCCUUGGAGGUUACUGGGGGCAAUGUUCUUGUGGGUUGGUUAAGCGGUAAAGAGGCCCUGUACAUGGAAUCUCUGACGGAAGAACAAGUGGGACAAGACAUAGUUUCAUUUCUGAAGAAAUUCCUCAAGAAAAAAGACAUUCCUCAACCAAAGAAAGUCAUCAGGACAAGGUGGGGAAACAACCGUUACACACGGGGAUCCUACAGCUUCAUCCAAGUAGGAGCCAGCAUGAGUGACACCGAGCUCCUGGCCGAACCUGUAUUUGGAUCUGCAUCUGACAAGCCACAACUGUUGUUCGCGGGAGAAGCUACUCACUCAGAAUACUACUCCACUACCCACGGUGCCCUGGAGACUGGCAAGAGGGAAGCAACCCGCUUCCUGGACAUGUACAACAUGUGUCAUUCAUAAGGAGUUACUACAAUAAUGUUUUCUUACCGGGGAUCAUAGGGACCUGUCAAAUACAGGAAACUAGCUAUAGCUAAGAACGAUGCGUCAUUGGCAAGCCAAAAACACUCGAGGAAAGUUUCAACUUUCAUGCACAGAGAAUGAUUACCAUUCAUUGUGCACUUAACAAUUUUUUAUGACAUACUCUGAAAAUUGGAAAGUGACUUUGUUCUUUGCUGUUCGAAAUAGAUGAUUCUGCCAGUUAUAUCGCAAACCUGUGUUGACUAUUUUAUGAAAGGUGACAAUCACCCUGUGAUGUCAUUUAUCUGUGCAACUGACAAAUACAAACACUAGAAUGACCAUCAGCAUAUGAUGGGAAUUCCUCCUGGUGUGAAUGAAGACAAUUGUGUGCCGCUGAAUAUAUUGGAUAUGUAUAUUUAAUAUUGUAAGUGCUAUCCUGAAAGACUGAUAUGACAGUUUCUUUAGAUUAAAAAAUGCAAAAAUGUAGAGUGAACUACUUGGAUGUGUUACAGAUAAUGCAACAAUGCUAUUGUUUCCCCAGAGGAGACUAGACCAGUGUAUUGGUCCCAAAGUAAAGUUUGUAUUAUUACAGAAGAUCCUAUGCAGUGUGCUCCAACACAUGCUUGUUACCUGUCACAUAUAAAGUAGGGUGCUUGUUUUAAGUUACACAUGUGUUCAGCUCAAAGUUGGAAAAUGAGGACUGCCUGUAUUAUAUAAUAUAAUAUAUACAUAGACAUGUAUAUCAUUAAGUGGAUAAUUGUCAUGUUGUAUAUUCACAUGGAGAAGAGAAAGUAGAUGAGAGACUGUGUCCUAUGCCAGCGUUAUGAUUUAUAUAUUGAAGUGAAUGAAGGAUGUGAAACUUCCCUGUAUAUCCCCUGUACAAGUUUUAUGAAGAUGUUGGAAUGAAUAAGUAUGGAUUGAUAUAAGACCUUCACUACACUUGUAGGUCCCGCUCUGUGGUGACCUUGAGGUCAGGAACCAGGACACUCAAUAAAUGCGAUUAACAAUUAUCACAAUUGCGUAGACAAUUGUCUACACAAAUAUAUACAUAUAUAUAUAUAUACAUUCAAGAACUUGAGAAGUGAAUGCUAGCACUGGGCCAGGAAUUCUAUAAUUGCCACAUGCACCCACUGAAAGUUAUUGAUUGUAUGUUUGAGAGAGACGGGUGUUUGGAUUGAGAUUUGUUAGGAGUGUGAUAGUAUACUUGUUGUUACAAUAGUCAGUCCUAAUGUAUUGCAGUUUUAAUUGUUGUCGUUGAUUACGGCUUAAAUAGCAAUUCAGGCCAAACAUGUCUUAUUUACAAAAUCUAGUCUUAGGAGUUGGACACGACGUGUGGUCACUAAUGAAAAUCGUUACAGUUUGUAUCAACAGUUUGGACAUAUUUCGUCCUUUCCUGUUUCUAUGUUUUUCCGAUGGCUGUCGUCUGAAGUAGAGAGUCUGUAUUUCGCAACUUCUGAUGUUGUCGUCAUUGCUGUGUUAUAGUUAUGUUGUAUCAACUUCAGUUCCGUGCCUACUCUCUUCAUUUAUAUAUGUCUUUAUAUCAGAGUUUUAAAUAUUACAAAAAAGAUGUGAUUCUGAAUUAUUACAACUUUGAUAAAUUAAAGUGGAGCUCUUUGAUUGGUCAAAAUCACAUCACAUGGUAUGAAAUGGUCUUCCCCAUCAAAUGGUUCGUUCUUAGAGUGUCAUGUAUAUAACAUGGUCUCAUUCCUUGACAAAAAAAUAAAAAUUGUACCAUUUAAGUGAAGAUUAUUUUGUUAAUAAAAGAAAUAUAGAUAUAGGAAAUAAGCGAGUUCAGGUUAGUGCCCGUUAUUCUGUACAUGUAUGUUGCCACUGAGGUGAAUAAACUAGUGUAUGAUUUGAUGGAGGAGGAAGCAAUAGUUAUUGUUCCCACCAUUGUGAACAAAAUUUAUAAAAUACCAUGUUCUUGAUUUACAAGUACAAUAUAUCUGAUUGUUGAAAUUCAUAUGUCACAAUGAUUAAAAUUAAUCAAGAAGUUAAAAUAUCCAUCCAAAACAGAAAAUUUAUACUUUUUGCAGUUUGAAAUAUAAGAUGCCAAUAUGCACCAUAUAAUAUAUGUGUUAUAGAUAUGUGAUUUUACUGGCCUUUGAAGAAUUCACGACAACUUUCACCCGUCUGAACGACUACAUGACACUGAUUUUAACUAUCCGAAUUACCUUGUGUUUGUUUUACCACUGCAAUUGAAAGUCUAUUUAUUAAGCAGGCAAUAGGUUAUGAAGGCUAGUAACAUGUACCUCAAUAGUGGCAUUUACCUCCGAUUAACAUUUCUGUUUUAUUUACCAUUUUAUUUUCCAUUGACGUUCUGGUAUAGUGUCCAUGAGUGACGUUGGUGAGGAGCAUGAUUCGUUCAAUGAUGCAUAAAGUUAUUUAGCGUCUUAGUUAUAUACAUGUUAUGUAUAUCUAAGUUAGCUUUACUGUUCAUUGCCGGCUUGAUGAUGAGAUACUGUGAAUUUACUUAAAGUAGCAAAACACCAUUGUAGUGCUGCCUACUUCAGUGCACUUAUCUAUCAUCUAUUAUAGAACAUCAGCCUUUACAUUGCACUUGAUAUGUAAUAGAAAUGUUGGCGCUGUUCAUAAAGUCUGUGCUAAAAUAGGUCAGUUGACAUCAGUAUGCACUGGCAUCAGUAUGCACCGACAUCAUUUUGGACUGACAUCAGUAUGGACUGUCAUCAGUAUGCACUGACAUCAGUAUGGACUGUCAGACAUCAGUAUGCACCGACAUCAGUAUGAACUGUCAGUAUGCACUGACAUCAGUAUGCACCGACAUCAGUUGGACAUCGUAGACAUUGAAACUUGAGUUGUUCAUCCAUGUCAUCAAGCUGCGGUUAGAGGUUAGAAUUCUAUCGCCUUGUUUUCUAUUCACCCAUUACCGUUUGUCCACUCCCUCCACCCUUUCUCACUGACAGCUGGCUCCAAUUUCUAUCAAAGGGAAUAUCUAGAUCAGUCUUUAAUUUUCUCAAUAUUAUGUUUGCCAUUUAUGCAUGACAUUUACUCUAGAUGUCUAUAUGAUUGGACUAGCAAAUGUUUACUUUAAUAUUAGUAAAGAUUUGAAAUAUUUUUUGUGAGUCCAGAAAUUUAUGAUAAAAAAUAGUCAAUUUGGCAUGUUUGAAUUUCAAAUUAAGAAAACAAAAGGUGCAACCCUGGCAUAUAAAAGAAAUAUGGUUGAGAUAGCAGAAUACAACUGUUGGUGUAUUCCACUUUAUUACAUUUGCAUUUUAGCCAAGAUAUAGAAACCACUGUUUUAAUAAUUACAAUCUCAUUACUUUUGAACUAAUGCUAGAGGAAAUUUACUUACAAAUAUGAGUGGGUUUUUUUUCUUUUUAAGUUUUAGAUAUUUCAUAGUUUCUUUGAAUUAUUAUAAAAGUGUAGUACUAAUAUUUUACUCCAGCUUAAGUCAACUCUCCAGUACAUAUUUGCAUUCUAUAAUUAGUGGAUUAUGUAACGACUUCUGUGAUUGGUCAUUCAAUAUUGAGAAUCCAUAUUGUCCCUGUGUGAGGUCAAUUAUCAGAAUUUCUUUACCAUGCAAGUGACAUUUUGCGCUGUGAAAUUUAAAAUCAUGAAUAUUUGGGAUUUAUAGCUUAAUACAUUGAUAACAAAUUAAAGGAUGGCAAAACAAACCUAAGAGAAGAUUAAUAUCUGAUAUUUGUUCAUGAAAUUGGAGUCAGAACAGCACUCACAAACCGUCCAAUGUUCAAAGAGCAGUUAACUUGCUUCAGUAUAUUUAUGAAUAAUGUGUAGAUUUUCGGGCCAAAUUCUUCAAGACAUCGCUCAAAAACUUAUAUAUCUAAGUUCUCAGGACUUGAAGUGACUUUAACACAAAUUUUGAUGGAAGAUGUUUUAAACAACAAAUCAAAGUCAUGAAAAACUUGGCCAGAUCUAGAUAUCAAUGAUCAAAGGCAACGAUCAUUAUCUGUCCCAACAUACUUGAUUCAUCAUACUUGUGAACCAAAUGAUAAAGAAAUGAGUUGACAUCUUUUAAUUUGCUCAAUACUAGUAACAAGUUGUGCUUUAUAAAUCGCAUUUUAUUAGAAAUGGGACUUCACAUUAUAAUCAUUUAUAGCCUAUUUUUUGUUGUUUUUAUUUUUUAUGUGUAUUUUAGCAGAAUUUGGAACAAGUCAUUUUAGUUGCAUUAGAAAGCAGUGAGAGGAAAUCAUACGAAAGCCAUGACAUUGAUGCAUGACUAAGUGGUUGUUGAGGUAAACCCAUUGCCCUGUCCAUUUGUUGGUAAACAUAUAUUUAUGGCAAGUCAAUGAUAUUGUAGGGCAGUUACAUUUAGUCCUCAUUUUAGCCACACUGUUCACUCAUAAAAAUUGUACACAAUGGUUAUCCUCCUCCGGCAAAGCUACUAGAAGUAAUAGUCUUUUCUCCUUUGUUUUACUACACAGUGUUAAUAUGUCAGCAUUCCUUUAAGUUAUGGCAUUUCCAGCUAACCUAAUUGGGGAGGCUACUCUACCUGUGGUACUGUGCAGUGUGUGAUGACGGGAUGGUGACCAACAACAACUGAAUAUGAAUAAAAUGUUUGAAAACAGAAAAAAUAA